Molecule: messenger RNA, 336 nt
Organism: Cadophora gregata
Lineage: Eukaryota; Fungi; Ascomycota; Leotiomycetes; Helotiales; Ploettnerulaceae
Exons: 2
Coding region: 1-336 (111 amino acids)
Source: RefSeq, a predicted model, not a curated record
AUGUCUUCCAAAUGGAACAUCAAUGGCAAGAGCCUAACAAUGCCCCUCGCCGCCUUCACUAUGGCGACCCUGCUCUUCGUCUACACACGUACAUCCAUCCAAGCCGCAAAGCGCAACGCUCAGCGCCACAGAGAAGCAGACGGCGGCCAGAUCAACUGGCAUAACGAGACUCUGCGGAGGCAUGGGAAAUUGGAUGCGCCGGGGGAUGGGAAGACGGUAGUGGGGGAGUUGGUGGGAACGCUGAAGGGAGAUAGAAGGGUAGGGAAUGAGCCGAGUAAUGCUGUGGAGGAGACCUUGGAGGAGAGGAAAGUCAGGGACAGGAAGAGGGGUGGCUGA